ACCCUUUUCCCCGCCCCCUCCUGUUUCCCUCCCCAAACGACGGUGGCCGCAUUGGGAGCAAAAGCAACCAGCACUUUGACUAGGGUCAUGCCAGAGCCUGCGCUCAGGCCUUAGAGCAGCGUGUGCGCGUGCGCUUGCGCAGAGGCGCAUCGCUGGAAGGUACGCUGAGUCUUGGAGGUGGAGGUGCUGCGCCCGGCAGUAUUUCCUAAAUGACCUUACACCCUUUGCCAUACUGGUCCUGGGCCAAGAUCGGCCAGUCAAAGUCCUUACCCAGAAUUUUUUGAACUGAAAUUGAGAGAAAAUCCCUCGUCAGUGUGGAAGCCAUAAAAUGUAAAACACAGGAGCUAUCAACAGUCAUGUGUCCUGCUGUAUGGAACCAGCUAGCCUGUGAAAAGGAAGCCGACCUGCCAAAGGCAGCAGAGCAGGCUGGAAAGAUGGCCCAGUGGGUAAAGACCCUUGGAGUGGAGCCUGACAACACAAGUAUAAUCCCCAGGACCACAUGGUAGAAGAAAAGAACCAACUCCCAAAGCUGUUCUCUGAUGCCAUGGCAUGGGCACACACCCCACACACAGGGGAAAUAAGAUUUAAUGAAAAGCAAACUAUCAAGCCAAGCAGUGGUGGUGGACACCUUUAAUCCCAGGAUUCAAGAGGCAGAGGCAGGUUGAUCUCCAAGGCCAGCCUGAUUGACAGAAACCAUGUGUGCUCAGUACUGCAUCUCCUUUGCUGAUGUUGAAAAAGCUCAUGUCAACAUCCGAGAUUCUGUCCAUCUCACGCCAGUGCUAACAAGCUCCAUUUUGAAUCAAAUAGCAGGGCGCAGUCUUUUCUUCAAAUGUGAACUCUUCCAGAAAACUGGAUCUUUUAAGAUUCGUGGUGCUCUUAAUGCCAUCAGAGGCUUAAUCUCUGACACUUUGGAAGGGAAGCCCAAAGCCGUUGUUACUCACAGCAGUGGAAACCAUGGCCAGGCUCUCACCUAUGCUGCCAAACUGGAAGGGAUUCCUGCUUAUAUUGUGGUGCCUCAAACCGCUCCCAACUGCAAGAAACUGGCAAUACAAGCCUAUGGAGCCUCUAUAGUAUAUAGUGAGCAAAGUGACGAGUCCAGAGAAAAGGUCACACAAAGAAUUUUGCAAGAAACAGAAGGCAUCUUGGUCCAUCCCAACCAGGAGCCUGCGGUGAUAGCUGGACAAGGGACAAUUGCCUUGGAAGUACUGAAUCAGGUUCCCUUGGUGGAUGCAUUCGUGGUACCAGUAGGGGGAGGAGGAAUGGUUGCUGGAAUAGCCAUUACAAUUAAGGCCCUGAAACCCAGUGUGAAGGUAUAUGCUGCUGAACCCCUGAAUGCAGAUGACUGCUACCAGUCUAAAAUGAAAGGAGAACUGACUCCAAAUCUUCAUCCUCCAGAAACCAUAGCAGACGGUGUCAGAUCAAGCAUUGGCUUAAAUACCUGGCCUAUCAUAAGGGACCUUGUGGAUGAUGUCUUCACCGUCACAGAGGAUGAAAUCAAGUAUGCAACCCAGCUGGUGUGGGAGAGAAUGAAACUGCUCAUUGAGCCUACUGCUGGUGUUGGAUUGGCUGCAGUGCUGUCUCAGCAUUUCCAAACAGUCUGUCCAGAAGUAAAGAACAUCUGUAUUAUACUCAGUGGUGGGAAUGUAGACUUAACCUCCCUAAACUGGGUGAAGCAGGAUGAAAGGCCAGCUCCUUACCAAACUAUUUCUGUUUAAAUUCAUGAAAAGAUGUCUCUAGAUGAAAAUGUUUUCCAUCUUUCCUUUUAAAAUUGUUUUCAAAAUACUAAUGGAAAAGAGCAUUCCAGUAAGUUAUAGUUUGGAGACCAAGUAGUAGUGUAAACCCCCACACUCAGUACAGGCAUGGACAGCUGAAAUGGAAAGCACGAACUGCCUCGUCACUACCACACUCCCUCCCACUGGAGUCCUGCAGUAGACAGAGCCCAUGAAUCCAUUAUUCCAUGUCCACUUCAGACACUGUUGAGAUCUCACUUUUCACCCACGGUUCUGGUUCUGGUACAUAUGGAUCAUAAGUCCAUUUGGGGAAAACUCGCUUAUAGAGAUUCAUUAAUACUGUAUCCUGAGAUUUUAGCUUCCCAUCAAAACUGCAUUUCAUAUGGCCAUGAGUACCUAGAAGGAAAACAGAAAGUUGGUCACAGUAAGACAUGUAGUGAACUUUACAGUCCAAUAGUUCCUUUGUAACACUGGGGAAUCCCAGACUCUUACCUAGAGGCUCUUUGAUGUGUCCCCUGCGGCCCCACUUGGUUCUCAGUUCCACAGGCUUAAACCACAUCACAUCCUCUUAGAAUGGAAUACACGGACACAAAAUUAAACGUUUACCCACGGUGUCAAGCCCAUCUUCCCACCACAGGGAAACAUUCCUUCAUUCAUGCCUACCUCUGUUGAAAAACAUGUAACGUACUACUGCCAUCUUAGUAAAAAUUUUGAAAGGAUGACCACUCAGAACAACUCUCUUGAUGACCAUCCUGUCUGGAUCCACUGACAACAGAUGGCCUGUAGCAAUGAGGCUGUGCAUUCCUAGGAAAGGAGAGCAGCUGUGAACUACAGGACCAAUCCUUCAGCUACUACUCUGAUCUAUGCAUAUUUCUAUUGAGCCAGUUCCCCCAAACCUAUCCUUAAAUAUAGUACUCUAAGUAGCCUCCACUGAAGUGUGACAUAGGAAAGAACUAGUUUAUCACCCUGGGCUUACUUUCACCCUCAAUGAGGUUGAACUGGUAUUUUUGAAAGCCUACCAGUAAACUUUUUUUUUAAGAUUUAUCUAUUAUGAAUAGAACAUUCAGCCUCCAUUUUUAUGUCUGCACGCCAGAAGGUGGCACCAGAUCUCACUAUGGAUGGUUGUGAGCCACCAUGUGGUUGCUGGGAAUUGAACUCAGGACCUCUGGAAGAGCAGUCUGUGCUCUUAACCCCUGAGCCACCUCUCCAGCGCCCUACCAGUAUAUCUUAAUACAGUUAGACCCCAGGUUUAAGUACAGAUGGUCCUAGUAAUUUCAAUCAUGUACCAUUUAGAAUUCAACAUACCAUUACUUCUCUGCUUGAAAAGUAGCACAGAUGCAGGAGGAAAAGUGAUUGGCGCAAACACUGUCACCACUAAAGCCGCAUCAGCAGUCAGGAAUCUCUGAAAUUUAUGUUUAUCAGCUUCCAUAGCAACGGUUCAAAAUAAAUAGAAAAAAAGAGAAAACCCUUUUGAGAAACCAAUAAGCAAUCCAAGAGCUGUCAAAAGCUAUGUUGCUGCCACACAGCCCCCCGCCUUUUAAAAUUAGUGAUUACGAUCCAUGUUUUUAUUUAUGUGUAGGUGUCUGGGUAUGGGUAUAUAUGAUGUGGGUGUGCAUGUGUGGAGGUGCCUCUAAGCUGACCAGUGUAGAUACUGGGAAUUGAACCCAGGUCCUCUGCAGGCUCCCAUCUGUUUCAUUUUGACAGGUCUCAUCUUCUGCAAGCUUUCCUUGAACUUGCUAUGUACCUUCCUCCACCUCUCAAGGGCAAGGAUAUCUUAUCCAGCUUCAUCUUGUAUUUCCCUACAUUACUAACUCUCAGACACCUGCCCAUCAAUACAAUUAAAAGAUAAAACUUAGUCCCACCAUUGAGACAGAAUUUUUUUUUUUUUUUGGUUUUUCGAGACAGGGUUUCUCUGUGGCUUUGGAGGCUGUCCUGGAACUCCCUUGGUAGUCCAGGCUGGUCUCGAACUUACAGAGAUCCGACUGCCUCUGCCUCCCGAGUGCUGGGAUUAAAGGCGUGCGCCACCAACGCCCGGCUCAUUGAGACAGAAUUAAUGCUACUAUUGGCAUUGCAAGUCCUCCCAGGUGACUGAUCUUACCACAACCAAUACUUUUACUCAGUCUUGAGCUCUUUUGAGCAGGACAGUAAGCAGAAAAGCUCUAUUCAUCUGUAAUGUAGUUAUUACUUUCUUAAAUUAAGGCAUUUUAAUAUAUCUUAUUUAUUUUGGUGGUGAAGGCAUAUGUGCUACAGCACUGGAAUACAAGUCAGAGAACAGCUAUUCCCUUCCAUCAUGUAGAUCAGAAAACCUCCCUGUAUUCCCACCAUUCUGAAGGUCAAGGAAGGCCAGCUUUGGCUACAUAUUAAACCUUGUCUUGAGAAAUCUCAAUAAAGAAAACAAGACAAUGCAGUUAGACCCUCCUAACCCUGUCAAAAAACAAAUACAAGACACUCCAUGUUUCAGUAAAACUUUGUUUACAAAAUGACAUGACAGAUGGAAAAUUUAUCCACAGCACCAGUAAUGCUGUCACCAUCUCUGUCUCCUGUCACUGAAAGGGAAGUGAGCUAUGGUAUUGUUCAAUAGUCCCAAAUGAGUGGGCAACACAUAUUCCUACUCCUAAAGUUACCAACCCUGGUUUGAAGCCUACUCUGGAACAAUACUCGUAGCACAGAAGCCUCAGCACAACACAGUUCGCAUCACUGGGAUGCUUCAGACAGGUUCAGACAUUGAAUAAAAACAUCAUUGGCUCCUAAGUCAGAGUACUGAAAAGAUCUUCACCCCAGAGACUAAAGACAACAGGUUACAAGACCCCAACAGCUUCCAUGCUAACCUGCUGUGUGCUGAGAGAAUAAGGGUGAGGCUCGGAAGCGCCUGAAUCCACAGUGGAAGAUCAGUUCUUCUUUGGCCUUCACAGGUUCUGUGUUGCCAGGGUUCCGACUCACCACCAUAUUCAAUACAGACAUCUGAGGACCAAAUAAGAAAGAGCUUCAUAGUCUAGGCAUAUAACAACCUAACCUGAAAGGCAAACCAAAUAUCAGUUUCACUCUAAGAAUUAAGCAUGCUAGUUCAUGACAUGAUGUCAUUAUAAAUAGUCCUUUUUACCCACCACCUUGCAGGUACAUACAGGCCUUAUCAGUGCUUCCACGCACAUGUCUAAGCUAGCUUACUGCCAUACAUGUUAACAUUGCAAGAGGUAAGCCAUAGCGAAUGACCUUUACGUUACCCGAUAACCAUAUGUCCUCCCAACCACACUCCUCCACGCCUCCACAACCUUUAUACCAGCUGCCCCACUCCCAGUGUGCAUGACGACUGUCACCUAGAAAACAGAUCUCUACACUGGCACAAACGUUUACUUUUAAGACUACUACCCUUCUGAUCAGGAAAAUAAAUAAACAAGUAGGGAAGUCUCAGAGCCAUAGACUGCAUCACUGAGAUGCUUCAGAUAGGUUCAGACAUUGUGGGUGUAACCAUCAUUGACUUCUCUAUUCUGACUCCACCAGAGAACAAAAUGUUGUACCUCUUGGAAAAAUAUUUGUAACUCUCCAUUCCCCACAAAACACUGAUUUACCUUCUGUUCAUAAGGUAGUAAAGAAAAUGCAAUCAAGGGCGCUCCUUGCCUGAAAUAUUCAACCACUGAGACAGGGACAUCAGAUACAUGAAGUGUGACAUACCAGCCAACCUGCCAAAGCACAAGACAAUCACUAGGGUUACCUUAAUGUCCCAAUAGUGACGAAACUUUUCUCCAAAUACAUGCCAAGCCUCCUCAUUCAUGGGUGUGUCAACCACCCAGAUUCAACCUUCUCAGUUAAUUAUCUGAAAUCCCUUCGUUCCCAAACAAGUAGCAUUGUGUCAAAAACAAAUUACAAGAUGGACAAGAUGGCCGGUACCUCGGCUCCCUCAGCUUCUUUUUCCUCAAUCUCUUUAAAGAUUCUUUUUCUAGUAUUAAUAAAAUUCUGAAACUGGUAGAUCCGAGCAUAAUCUCGAGGAAGGUUUUCCUUAGGGUCCCAAGGAGAUGUCCUGAAGCUCUUGAGGCCUCUAUAUUUCUGAAAUCUAAAGCACAGAUUUUAAAGUAAGUAAGAGGUUAGAUGGUGCUACAUAAAACUCACCUCACUUCUAAAAUGGUCAAGGCUCUCACUUUUUAAAAGUACUCUUAUCUAGGGAUGCUCACCUCUAGUACACACACCUGGCUUCAACCCCCACCACAGCACAACAAACCUAACAAGUCUUUUAAUUCUGGCUCUAAUAUACAUACCUGUUGUACCAGCACUGGGAGGGUUGGGGUAGGGUCAUGUGUUUCAUGUCUGCCUUAGCUACAAAGCAAAACUGUCUCAAGAAACAAAAACUACUCACUAGGCAUCAAAAUACCCUAAUGAGCUACAAAUGGGUAUGGAAAUACACACCGAUAAUCCCAACACUUGGGAGGUGGAGGUAGGAAGAUCCUGAAUAGCCUGAUCCGCAUGAGACCCUAUCUUUCAAACAAACUAAUAGCUUUAGCAAAACCAUGUCCUACAACAGCUUCUAACAAGUAUUUCAAAAUCAACUCAGACUUUUCAUAGGGUACAAAGUAUUUAUAGUGCCUGUUAUGGAAUGUGACUCUUAACCUGCCUUACUUCUAGUACCCAACAUUGAUACUGGCUUUUUAGUCAGGCUUACUUCCAGAAAAAUCGCCUACAUUUUCUUACUUUUACUUUUUUGAGCAGCAUCAUUUAAAAACUCUUAAUUCCCAAAUCCAUUCUUCUGAGCACUUACUCCUGCAAGGAAUAUUUGCUAAUUAACCUAGGUAUGUCUGUUUCACUAGGUAAUGAACCUAGGUAUGUCUACUUCACUCAGAACAAGUAUGUUGUUGCUUCUUAUGUAGCAUGUUAGCCCCUCAAGGACAAUGUGUUUUUCCCAUUUGAAUCCUACUCAAAUAAUAAAUCAUGAAAAUUUUCAAAUAAAA
This is a messenger RNA of Mesocricetus auratus (golden hamster), 6667 nucleotides long. RefSeq names its product serine racemase (gene Srr). Gene Ontology annotation, cellular component: cytoplasm. Gene Ontology annotation, molecular function: magnesium ion binding; ATP binding; threonine racemase activity. Lineage: Eukaryota; Metazoa; Chordata; Mammalia; Rodentia; Cricetidae. Gene Ontology annotation, biological process: pyruvate biosynthetic process; D-serine biosynthetic process; L-serine metabolic process. The record is from RefSeq and is a predicted model, not a curated record. The coding region runs from base 696 to 1715 and encodes 339 amino acids. The transcript has 10 exons.